This is a messenger RNA of Cucumis melo (muskmelon), 2353 nucleotides long. RefSeq names its product T-complex protein 1 subunit beta. Gene Ontology annotation, biological process: protein folding. Gene Ontology annotation, molecular function: ATP hydrolysis activity; ATP-dependent protein folding chaperone; ATP binding. The transcript has 12 exons. Gene Ontology annotation, cellular component: chaperonin-containing T-complex; cytosol. Bases 197 to 1780 code for a protein of 527 amino acids. The record is from RefSeq and is a predicted model, not a curated record. Lineage: Eukaryota; Viridiplantae; Streptophyta; Magnoliopsida; Cucurbitales; Cucurbitaceae.
UUAAUUAAAAAAAAAAAAAACCCUAGUCCCGUGACCUCCACCACCCUCCUCACUAUUCUCCAUUUUUUCACUUCAAGGUUUCCGCAGCGCGCCACAAGCAUCUUUAACAUCCCUCCCACUCGUCCUUCUCAAUCUCUGCUUCAACUUCGGCAACCCGCCAUCGUAUUCUACUUAGGUCUCCGUUUUCAUCAUUUCCAUGGCGGUCGAUAAACUUCUGAAAGAUGAAGCCAGCGAAGAGAAGGGAGAGCGUGCUAGAAUGGCAUCAUUCAUUGGCGCUAUGGCAAUUGCUGAUUUGGUUAAGACAACAUUAGGACCUAAGGGGAUGGACAAAAUUCUCCAAUCUACUGGCAGAGGACGGCAAGUCACCGUCACUAAUGAUGGUGCCACCAUUUUAAAAUCUCUCCAUAUUGACAACCCAGCUGCCAAAGUUCUUGUUGACAUUUCAAAAGUUCAAGAUGAUGAGGUGGGUGAUGGUACAACCUCAGUUGUUGUUUUGGCUGGAGAACUUCUAAGGGAGGCAGAGAAGUUGGUUGCUUCAAAGAUUCACCCAAUGACAAUUAUAGCAGGCUAUAGAAUGGCUGCAGAAUGUGCUCGUAAUGCCUUACUGCAGAAAGUGGUGGAUAACAAAGCAGAUCUAGAGAAAUUUAAAUCAGACUUGUUGAAGAUUGCAAUGACUACUUUGAGUUCCAAAAUUCUCUCACAAGACAAGGAACAUUUUGCUAAGUUGGCAGUGGAUGCUGUAAUGAGGCUAAAGGGUAGCACAAACUUGGAAUCAAUUCAAAUUAUCAAGAAACCUGGAGGAUCAUUGAAGGAUUCCUUUUUAGAUGAAGGGUUUAUUCUUGACAAGAAAAUUGGUAUUGGCCAACCCAAACGCAUAGAGAACGCCAAAAUUUUAGUCGCAAAUACUGCUAUGGAUACCGACAAAGUUAAGAUUUAUGGUGCUCGAGUUCGUGUUGACUCAAUGUCAAGAGUUGCUGAGAUCGAGGGUGCUGAAAAGGAAAAAAUGAGAGAAAAGGUGAAGAAGAUAAUUGGUCAUGGAAUCAACUGCUUCGUUAACAGGCAGUUGAUCUACAAUUUCCCAGAGGAACUAUUUGCAGAUGCUGGAAUACUUGCUAUUGAGCAUGCUGAUUUUGAUGGUAUUGAACGCCUGGCUUUAGUAACUGGUGGUGAAAUUGCUUCAACUUUUGACAAUCCCGAAUCUGUGAAACUUGGAUAUUGUAAGUUGAUUGAGGAGAUUAUGAUUGGCGAGGACAAACUGAUCCAUUUUUCAGGUGUGGAGAUGGGUCAGGCUUGCACGAUUGUACUGAGGGGUGCAAGCCAUCACGUCCUUGAUGAGGCUGAAAGGUCUCUGCAUGAUGCCUUGUGUGUACUGUCUCAGACAGUUAAUGACAGCAGGGUCGUGCUCGGAGGUGGAUGGCCAGAGAUGAUCAUGUCAAAAGAAGUGGAUGAGUUGGCUAGAAAGACUCCCGGAAAGAAAUCACAUGCUAUCGAAGCUUUUUCACGGGCUCUGCAGGCUAUUCCAACUAUCAUUGCUGAUAAUGCUGGGUUGGAUAGUGCUGACUUGAUUGCACAGCUCCGGGCUGAGCAUCACAAGGAGGGUUGCAAUGCAGGGAUCGAUGUCAUCUCUGGAUCGGUAGGAGAUAUGGCAGAACUUGGUAUUUCAGAAGCAUUCAAAGUGAAGCAGGCCAUAUUGCUUUCUGCAACAGAGGCAGCUGAGAUGAUUCUUAGAGUUGAUGAAAUCAUCACUUGUGCCCCCAGGAGGAGAGAAGAUAGAAUGUAAAAGAGUGGUAAUGUGUGGAAAUGAGAGACCUCUUCUUCUGCAAGGACAUUGUUAUCUAUCUUGUGGCAUAUUUAUUAUAUUGCCAUCGGUGCUAAUGCUAGUGCUAGUCUUGUGAAUCCCUGUUAUAUUUAAGGUUGGAUUUUGUAGGGAGGUUGCAUUUUCUUGCAAGAAUUUUGGGUGUCUUUUUACUGCCGAUUUUUUCUAAUCAGUGCGAGUGUAAUGCUGUGUUCAUUCAUCAACUGACUAGAGGAGGGGAUGAGGGAAGUUUGGGUUUAUGAGACCGCCGUGGAUUGGAGCCAGCUGCGACAUGAAGCUCCUUAUCUCUUAGCUGGUCCGAAAUGUGUUUAUUUUGGUUUGGCUAUCUUAUCCUUGUGUUUUUACAUAUUCUUCUUUCUUUGUUGUUGUGGACGAUUAUCUCGGAUUCUGAAUUUUGUUUUAGAAAAAGUUAAGUUAAAAGGUGCAGAAGGAAGUUGGUUUUUAUUCUAAACUUGAGGAUGUUGUAAGCCUCUCACCCGAGAGCUUUGAUCGGAAUUUUAUUUUCGUAAAAUAUGCAGUUUUCUCUGUCUUCGAAAG